CAUAUUUGGCCAUAAGUAGAGUAGAUGAUCAUUGAAUUGCACCAUUUGGAAGUUAUAAAUAUCAAUAAGCCUUUGAUAAAAGGAAAAUGAUUAACACAGCAACUUUAUUCUGUCUGGGUGUCUUGAUCUUGAGUGGUGCAUUUGGUGAUGAUACAGAUGAAUUAAAAUCAGUAUCAGUGAUUGAGGGAGAUUCUGUCACUCUACACAGUGAUGUUAAAAUACAGAGAGAUGAUCUGAUACUUUGGAUGUUUGGACCUCAAGACACUCGUAUAGCUGAAAUCUAUAAGCAGGUCUUUAAUAUGUUUAACAGUAAUGUGAAAUUUGGAUACAGACUUCAGAUGGACAAUCAAACUGGAUCUCUGAACAUCAGAAACAUCAGAACUGAACACUCUGGAUUUUAUAAACUAACCAUCGCCAACAGCAGAGAAACUUCAUACAGGAAAUUCAGUGUUACUGUCUAUGCUCGUUUGCCCACUCCUGUCAUUACCAGAGACUCUUCACAAUGUUCUUCAUCAUCUGAAAGAUCAACAAACCAGAAUUGUUCAUUGUUGUGUUCAGUGGUGAAUGUGAGUGAUGUGACUCUCUCCUGGUACAAAGGAAACAGUUUAUUGUCCAGCAAAAGUGUGUCUGAUCUCAGCAUCAGUCUCUCUCUGCCUCUGGAGGUGGAAUAUCAGGAUAACAACACCUACAGCUGUGUGAUCAACAAUCCCAUCAGCAACCAGACCAAACAUCUGAACAUCACAGAACUUUGUCAGACAUGUUCGGAAUCUUUUAAUGUAGACCUUGCUGCAUUUAUAUCUGCUGUAGUUCUGGUAAUACUCGCAAGCGUGAUGUACUUUCUCUACAGGAAACACAAAAGAGCAGCACAGAAAAGUGUGUUUGGUGUCGAUACAGAUGUAAUGACGUCAGUAUCGGUGUUGGAAGGAGAUUCUGUCACUCUAAACAAUGAUAUUACAAUUGGAGGUCGCAUAAUGUGGACGUUUGGAUCAAAACGCAUCUGCAUUGCUUACGUUUUCCCUAAUGCUAUUUAUGUUAAUUCUGAGAGAUUUGGCAGACUAAAGCUGGUCCCUGGAACUGGAUCUCUGGCCAUCAGGAACACGACAACCGCAGACUCUGGACUUUAUUAUCUAAAUGUCGCCAAUCCCAGUGAAGAAGAGACAAAAACAUUUAAUGUCAAUGUUUAUAGUGAGUAUCUGGAUGUGAAAAGCCUAAUGUGA
Labeo rohita (rohu) is the source of this 1217-nucleotide messenger RNA. RefSeq names its product SLAM family member 5-like. The transcript is spliced from 5 exons. The record is from RefSeq and is a predicted model, not a curated record. NCBI's taxonomy places the organism in Eukaryota, Metazoa, Chordata, Actinopteri, Cypriniformes, Cyprinidae. Bases 87 to 1217 code for a protein of 376 amino acids.